This is a messenger RNA of Strongylocentrotus purpuratus (purple sea urchin), 2321 nucleotides long. RefSeq lists its product as uncharacterized. Lineage: Eukaryota; Metazoa; Echinodermata; Echinoidea; Camarodonta; Strongylocentrotidae. The transcript is spliced from 2 exons. Bases 79 to 1269 code for a protein of 396 amino acids. The record is from RefSeq and is a predicted model, not a curated record. Gene Ontology annotation, molecular function: monocarboxylic acid transmembrane transporter activity.
GCAUGCGCAGCAGCGCUUCGACGUCCAUUCUCUAAAGACAUAGUCAUAACGAAGCGGGAAGACAGUUCUAAUGAUUCCAUGACUCUCAUAGAGGCAGGGAUGAGUGAAAGUGACGGAGAUCAAAGAGUGGAAGCAUUAGCGAUUAUCGAGGUAAAAGCGCGCGAGAGAAAUACCGACAUAUGUGAACGGAGCCCCAAGGAAAAGACAGAGCGGAGUGGUCAGGAGGUGCAUCCGACUAACAAUGUUCAGAACAAUAAUCCCAGCCUGAAAGAAUCAGAUAGCAUUAACAAAGAUGCGAUUGAAUUCGUAGGAAAGAAUGAGACCGAUUCAGGCAUUAGCGCAGAAGAACACAUUACGUCGUGCAUUGGGAAUGAUGGCAUUGACAUCCACAAAUCCUAUGAUGCUUCAGAUUCUGAGGAUCGCAGUGGCACUAUUUGGUCAUCUAGAUCAAUCUUGGAAUCAGGAAGUAUAGAGAAAGUUUAUACGACUGAACUUGGAGGAGAGAAUGGGAGCGAUACAUGUAGUGACGCAGAGGAACGCAAAGCUUUGAUCCCUGAGAAUGGCGAAAUUGGUAACAUUCUUCAACCUUCUGCUGCUUCAGAUGGAAAUCGAAAUGGAGAUAGCCGGGGCAGUUUCGGCUCAUUCGGAUCAAUCCUGAAACAGUAUUUCAAACCUAUACUCCAAGAACACGUCUUUUUAGUCACUCUCCCCGUAGUCCUUCUUCACGCCUAUAUUAUCAAAGCAUGGGUUCUCUUUCUCGUGCCGCACGCCGAGCAAGUUGGCAUCAUCCAAUCAAGGGCUGUCCUUCUAGCAUCUAUUAGUGGCAUCGCUGGUCUCAUUGGCCGAACCAUUACCGUGGUCUUACUGGCCAAACAGACGGACAUGAUUCCCGUGUACAUCAUAACCGGUGCGAUCUGCAGCGUGACGUUUCUUCUAGAUGGCUUCGGUGACGGUUUCAUCAGCCGCGCUUGUCUGGCCUUUGUCCAGGGUUUCUGCUUGUUUACUCUGGAUACAACCAUCUUCGGAUUUCUGAAAGUCGCGGUGAAGAGGGAAGAUAACUUCAGUACGGCCUAUGGAAUUAAUUGUGCAGUCGUCGCCGUCGGGCUCAUCGCCAGUGGGUUUGUAACAGGAGCUCUGUUUGAUGCCCUCCAUUCAUAUACCAAGGUUUUCAACAUCAUUGGUGUCGUUCAGAUUAUAUUCAUCGCUAAUGUUAUUCUCAUCAAAAUCCUUUUAAAGAGAAGGUCCAGUUCUGGUAAAGCUGAACAAUAGUUUGCAAUAUUUUGUAAACAGCAUAUACCAUAAAGAACACUGCAUUCCAGUAAAAAGUUUGUAUAUUAUGUCCCAUACUUAAUGACAAAAUCGUACGGGGAAAGGUCAUUUUCAUAUGCAGCCACUUUUGUAUGGAAUAACUUGCCGGAAUAUCUUAGGAGUAUAGAAACAUACGAAAAGUUCAGAAGUAGUUUGAAAACAUAUUUAUUUAGCACUUUGUAAUCUCACAAUUAUGAACUCAGUUCACCAUUUCCAUUCCAUCUGUAUUCAGUUAUGUAAAGCGCAUAUAGAAACAUGCGAUUAUGCCCGAGUGUCAUGCGCUAUUCAAAAACGUUUGAUUCACAUUAUCAGCAAUAUUUGGCGUUCGCAAAGGAAUUACUGUCGAUCCGGUCUGGCGAAGAUGUUACUACGGAAGGUAACGUUGCAUGGGAGGUCGUGUGCAGUAUCUUUGCAACUACGUCCUGUGUUCAAUCCGCAAUGGCUACAACACCCUGUCACUCACAGUCGUAAUAAUCAAAGAAAAGGAAUUUUCUGUUGUUGUUGAUGUUGUUUGUUGUGUUCGCUUUCAUUUAUUUUCUAUUAUUAUUAUUAUUAUUGCAUUUCUCUGAGGAAAUGGAAGCCUUUUGAUUUUUACCGUCUGGCAUAGAGAUAUAAUAUUCAAUUUAAUUGUCUAUUUCCUCUGAGACCAAGCUUAUAUCUUUUCAGACCAAAUCGAAAUGAACGAAAAUUAUCAUUUUCCUUGUGAGGCAUCACAACAUAGAUUAAUUCUUAUCAGAAAGUUAUAAACCCUUUUAAUACAAAUGACAUUUCUUGUAACACAACACAAAGUUAAAACCAUCAAAAGCUCAUUGAAGUACUUUUUGAUUAGUUAGUAUUGUAUGUAUCCCCUUUUGUCGUAUGCGAACACGAAGAACAAAUUAAAUUCAUUUGUUUUAUCACGACUAUUGAGUUUGAUUUGCUGUGUUACCUUGGCUCUUCGAUUCCACUUCUUGAAGAAUGUUAACUGUGUAAUUAGUUUGCUUUCUUUCUUUGAUUACUUGAUAUACGUAAGG